CGCGCAACCGAGCGGGAGCAGUGCGCGCGGGUCGGAAGUCUCAUUCCGAGAGAACAGAGAAAAACAGAAAUAAAACAAUAAAGCAACAACAAAUAAACACUGUCAAAACUUUGCGAAUAUGGACCAUCACACAACAUAGCGAUACACGGACUGAUAAAGCAGCGUUAGGACUGAUAAAUAAGCGCAUAUAAGGCGGACUGAGGGGCGCCGGGGAAGAGUUGCCGUUAGCCGCUAAAUGCUAACGCACGAGACUAACUCACUGAUUUAUGAUUUGACUGAUUUCAGCGGGAUUUCACAGCUAUAAACCGCACAUUCUGAGGGAUAGAAAACACAGGAGUGGACGAGCUGUUAGUAGGACGUGUGUUAGUGAGUUUAAGAAGGCGGUUUUGGCAGUUUUAUCGGCGGCCGCUAGAGUCGAGGCCUGCUAUAUGAGGAGUUUUGGGUAGCAGUCAGGUAAACAACUCGGUUUUACUGUGAACGCAGCUCUUUUACACGUUUUAGGGCAGUAAAGUGGUCAAGAUGUCGGCCCAGGCUCAGAUGAGAGCCAUGCUGGACCAGCUGAUGGGGACUGGCAGAGAUGGCGACACGAUGCGUCAGAGGAUCAAGUUCACAGAUGAGCGUGUGUGUAAGAGUCACCUGCUGGAGUCCUGUCCGCACGAUAUACUGUCAGGAACUCGCAUGGAUCUGGGAGAGUGUGUGAAGAUUCACGAUCUGGCUCUGAGAGCAGAUUACGAGAUCGCUUCUAAACAGCAGGAGUUUUUCUUUGAGCUGGAUGCCGCUGAGCAUCUUCAGUCCUUCAUCGCAGACUGUGACCGAAGAACCGAACUGGCCAAAAAACGACUGGCAGAAACGCAGGAAGAGAUCAGCGCUGAAGUGGCCGCGAAGGCGGAGCGCGUGCACGAGCUGAACGAGGAGAUCGGUAAGCUGUUGGCACGUGCGGAGCAGCUGGGUGGCGAGGGGAACGUGGACGAGGCCCAACAGGUGCUGGAGAAGGUGGAGAAAACACGCACUCUAAAGAAAGAGGCAGAGGACAUCUACCGCAACUCCAUGCCUGCAUCCAGUUUCCAGCAGCAGAAGUUGCGUGUGUGUGAGGUCUGCUCUGCUUACCUCGGCCUCCACGAUAAUGACCGCAGACUCGCAGACCACUUCGGAGGAAAACUGCAUAUAGGCUUCAUCGAAAUCCGAGAAAAACUUGAAAAACUGAGGAAAGCUGUGACGGAGAAGCAGGAGCGCAUGCGCACGAAGAGGAGAGAGGAGCGCGACCGAGAGGAGGAGCGAGCCCGAGAGUGGGAGAUGGAGAGAGAGAGGGAGCGAGAGAGAGAACGGGAGAGGGAGAGAGAACGAGAGAGGGAGAGAGAGAGAGACAGAGAGAGAGACCGCAGGAGGUCCAGAUCCAGGAGUGGAGAACGCUAUCGGGAAGGGGGAAGCUCGUCUUCUCAUCGCUCUCGCCGUCAUCGUGAGGAUGGAGAGAGAGAACGGGAGCGAGAGAGAAAACACAGACACAAAGAUCGCCAUCGCUCUCGCUCUCAUUCACACAGGAGCAAGAGGAAGAGGUCUUCCCACACCAGAGAUCAGGAGCGUCCGCCGUCUGAGGAGCUGUGGAGGGAGAGCUGCGCUGUGGAGGAGCGGUGGCGGGAUGAUGGCCGGCGGGACACACAGCGAGAGAGAUCGCCCAGCACCGAGCUGAGCCGCAUGAGGGAGCGCGAGCGGUCUGUGUCUCUGGAGAGAGAACAGAGGUCCAGCUCUGAGGAGAGAGAGUCUGGAGAGAUCUAGAACACAGCCGUCUGAAAUCACAUGAUGCAGAGAGAGAGAGAGAGAGAGAGAGUCUGAAAAGAUCUAGAACACACUGAUCUAAAAACACAUGAUGCAUAGAGUGUGUGUAUGUGCGUGCGUGCAUGUGUGUGUGUGUGAGAGAGAGAAUGUGUGUGUGUGCUGCCUGUAAGUUUAAAUGUGUGGUCGCCCUUGUAUGUGAGUGUUUGUAAGAGUGAGUGUGUGUGCAUGCUUGUGUGUGUGAGAGACUCUGGGGAGAUCUAGAACACACUGAUCUGGAAACAGCUGAUCACAAUACUGUUAAUUUCGAGAGAGAGAGAGAGUGUGUGUGCGCGGCUGGGCACGCGUGAGGAUCUAGACCGAUCUAGAACACACUGAUUUGAAAACAGCUGAUGCGGAGAAAAAAAAAAAGAGUGUGAGUGUGCGCGUGCGCGCGCAUGCGUGUGUGUGCGAGCGAGCGAGAGAGGAUCUAGAGAGAUGUAGAACACACAGAUUUGAAAACAGCUGAUUUAAAGAGAGAGAGUGUGUGUGUGUGUGUGUGUGUGUGUGUAUGAGAGAGUCUGGAGAGAUCUAGAACACACUGAUCUGAAAACACAUGAUGCAGAGUGUGUGUGUGUGUGUGUGUGUGUGUGUGUGUGUGUGUGUGUGUGUGUGUGUGUGUGUGUGUGUGUGUGUGUGUGUGUGUGUGUGUGUGUGUGUGUGUGUAUGUAUGAGAGAGUCUGGAGAGAUCUAGAACACACUGAUCUGAAAACACAUGCAGUGUGUGUGUGUGUGUGUGUCAGAGAGAAAGUCUAAAGAAGUCUAGAACAACAGCUGAUCUCAAUCCGAUCUGGGUGUCCAGUGAAUGCAGAGAGAGAGUGUGUGCGCGUGUUUGAGUGUGUAUGCGUGAGAGAAAGUGUGUAAGAGUGUAUGUGCGCCUGCUAGUGUGUGCGUGUAAGAGUGUAUGUGUGGUCGCCCUUGUAUGUGAGUGUUUGUAAGAGAGUUUGUGUGUGUGCAUGAGUGUGUAAACAAUUGCUUGUGUGUGUGUCAGAGUCUUGAAAACUCUAGAACAACAUCAGAUCACAAUCAGAUCAUCCUUGUGUGUGUGUGUGUGUGUGUGUGUGUCAAAGAGUCUAGAAAAAAUCUAGAACAACAUCAGAUCAUCCAGUGAAAGGUGUGUGUGUGAGUGAGAAAGAGUCAAAAUAUGUGUGAGCCUCCUUGAGUGUGUGUGUGGGAGAAAGUGUGUAUGUGUGUAUGCGUGUAAGAGUGCAUGUGUGGUCGCCCUUGUAUGCAAGUGUUUGUAAGAGUGAGUGUGUAAACGAUUGCUUGCUUGCGUGCGUGUGUGUGUGUGUGUGUGUGUGUGAGCUGCAUCAUUAUUUGGCCCUCUGACAGCCGGAGUUGCUCUGAUCUUCUCUGCAAACCAAAAGAACAGCUGAGGGAAGGGGACGGGCGCGUUUAGACGUAGUUCAAUUUUUUAUGUUGCAAAGAAAAUGAAAAUAAGAGCAGGCGGAGGAAGAAAAGCCCUGCGGGAUAGAAAAGCACCACUCAAGACGUCUUGUUCAUCAUUUUACAUCUGGUUAUCUUUAUUUCCCUUUUUAUUAAAGCUCUUUGAAUGACUGGCUUUGACGUGGAGGUUAUUCUUUUGCUCUUCUGUUCAUUUAACCUGAGCUGAGCUGUAAACCUGGAUUCAAAUGUGAUUUCUUUUCUUUCCUCCUACAAAACCACACCAGUGUCUGCACACACGGGGCUCCGCACGCGUUUCUGACUGGGUUGUUACAUGCUUUGCGGCGGUGCGUGAUGCGCGCGGAGCUCCUCUUUCCCCUUUGGAUCACUCUUUGGUUUUGCGGUGUUGAGCGGUUGUCUUCAAAUCUUCAUCUUGCCUUGUCGUUCAUGCUAUGAAACAAUAAAUCUCUUGCUUUCAUUGUUUAAA
Danio aesculapii is the source of this 3679-nucleotide messenger RNA. Its product is annotated as LUC7 domain-containing protein. Gene Ontology annotation, cellular component: U2-type prespliceosome; U1 snRNP. Lineage: Eukaryota; Metazoa; Chordata; Actinopteri; Cypriniformes; Danionidae. The record is from RefSeq and is a predicted model, not a curated record. The transcript is spliced from 10 exons. Gene Ontology annotation, molecular function: mRNA binding. Gene Ontology annotation, biological process: mRNA splice site recognition. Bases 520 to 1773 code for a protein of 417 amino acids.